This is a messenger RNA of Bombus pascuorum, 919 nucleotides long. RefSeq lists its product as uncharacterized. Lineage: Eukaryota; Metazoa; Arthropoda; Insecta; Hymenoptera; Apidae. Gene Ontology annotation, biological process: NADH dehydrogenase complex assembly. The coding region runs from base 321 to 869 and encodes 182 amino acids. The record is from RefSeq and is a predicted model, not a curated record. The transcript is spliced from 3 exons.
AUAAUUUAUUCUUUACCGAAAUAUUCAAUUUCCUAGUUAAUUAUAUAAAAUAUUUUGUUAAUGUGUUAAAUGUUUGAAAAUAUGAGAUUACGAAUAGUAUUGAUACUAAUCGUUGAUAAUAAAUAAGAGUUAUUAUGUUAACGAUACAAUUUAUUAUUGCAUUUAUUAUCUGUGUUUAUUGUAACCUGUUUUUGUCAUCAAACUGUUUAUUAUAACCUGUUUAAUCAUCAGAAAUUUAAAAGGAAUUAAUAAUUUAUAACUUCUAAUGGCAGUAUGUUUCAAAUGUGCUGUUGGUACAUUGUAAAAAUUUUACAAAAUACAUGCAUAAAGAAAUACUUUUUGAUUUUACAACUGUAGAAAAUGUGGAUAAUUGGAGAGAAAUAUCUGACACUGUUAGAACAGUAGGAAAAUCAAAAGCUGUUUUAGCACUACAAACAACACAAGUUUUUCAACGAGCUAUAUUCUUUACUCUUUUAAAUCCACAACCAAAUGGUGCAGGAUUUGCAGGGAUACGUACAAUGACUAAUUUAAAUUUAUCCAAUUUUGAAAAUAUUGAAAUCAAUUGUCGAGGACAAGGCAACAAUAGUCACUAUAAAAUUGUUCUUAGACACAAAGGCCUUCAUUCAAAUGAAGAUAUAACAUAUGAACAAUUUUUUAUGGCACCAAUGUCAGAUAUUGACUUUUCAACUGUAACAUUGCCUUUGAUAAAUUUUAAACCAUAUUAUCGUGGACGAGAAGUACCUGAUGCAGAACCAUUAGACACUGCAAAGAUUACAAUGCUUGGUUUACAAGUGUUUGGUGGAGUUUAUUUACCAAAGAAACAAAAAGGUGUAUCAGCAUUGGAAGUAGAAAAUAUUUUAGCAUCAUAAUCCCUAUAUUAAUAAUGAUUGAAACUAAGUUUACUUUAAACUAAGUUAUU